UUUAUCUGUGGAUCUUGCUUUGCUGCGAAUUGGUGCUGUAAUAAUGUUUCUUUUUAUUUUUUUAUUUCUUGUGAAAUAUUAGAUAAUUUUCAAAGCGAUAAGACUUUUAUUGAAGAUUUUGGUGUUAUAAAUAGAAUUAAAUGUUUUCCAUUGAAUAAUUAAAAGUAAAUAGAUACUUAUAGAGACUUGUAGUUGACCCAUUUAGUUCCAGGCUAAUAUUUUAAAAAUCUUACGUUGUUUUUACGUAAAAUAUAACGCCCGUGUCUUUUGUGAUUGUAGAAAAAGUUUAAAGAUAUAUUCUGUCGACCAGUUGUCUAAAAAGUCCAUGGAAUGUGAUUAAAAUGGGUAAAAGCGUACGUUACCGGCAGCGAAUUGCGGUCGUUUCGUCGAACGAGAGCGCUGAAUUAAUCAACAGAGUAGCUUGUAGUUGGCGUGCACCCCUUCAGUGCCUGUCGCAUUUCAUCCACUCUCAAUGCUCGUCAAUCUGGUCCCGUAUUGCCCGCCAGAGCAACCCAUUGCCACCACCAACAUCCACCCAGCAGACCUUCCCUUUAUGAACAAUAUGGAUGAGAUAUCUUUCUGGAUCUACACGAAAAGAGCUCCUUGCCUAUUCAACUACGAUAACAUUGUCAAGAAACAAAUCGAACAAGCACAUUGUUCUAAGGCGAAACCUGCGAGUGUUCAGAGUGCUUGUGAGGAGGUGCCUUCACCAAAAAAGAAGAAAAGGAAAUUAAAACUGUUGGAUGAUUCAGUGUCUAGCGAGAAGCAGCAGAAUGUUUACUUUGAUACAACAACAACAACAAAACAAAAAACUGCACCCAGUUGUAAAUCAGAGGCCAUUGCUUCAAACGUUGAUUUUAAUAUUAAAAAUUCACCGCAACAAAGCACAGCGAAACGGAUGAAAUUACAAAGAAAUUGUCAAAAAACCACACAAAAGAAAAAUAAACUUGUGACAUCAACACCUAAAGUAACUCCGAAUUUGCGGAGAAGCUUGAGAAAGGCUCAGCAGAAUCUCGGCAACAGUCAACUGAAUGAUUCAUUUGAAAUUAAUAACUCUUGCCUAAUUAAUGGAAUACAAGAAGACGAACAAGUAAAUAAAGAAGGAAACAUACAAAAGUUACAAAGUGCCGACCAGUCUGGUCACAACAAAAGUAAAACAACAGUUAAAGAGAAAGAUACAAUCGUACAUAACGGCCAGUUUGAUGAUUUAAGCGAUGUGUCUGGCUUUACCGCUAAUUACAUCAGGUCGACAAAGAUUCACUCUUCAAAGGCACCAAGAAAGUUGAGGACCAGAAAUAGUAGAAACCUCGUGAAGGAUUCAAAACAAAAUGUAACACCGGAGAGUGAAAAGAUAGUAGUUUGUUUGAACAAGGCUGUAAACACACCAUUGCCAGACACCACAGUCUUGAACUGUAGUACUGACUCCUCACAGAAUGUCAUCAAUCUGGUAUCUGUGAAAAGCAAUGAAAAGUCCAAGAAACUAAAUAAGAGUACAUCUCUCUUAAAAUUUAUGGACGCAAAGUUAGAAAAAGGAAACACUUCUAACAAAAUUGGCAAGCAAAGAGCCAAAAGUAAUCUUGAUAUUUCCUUCCAGUCUAAAACUAGUGGAACGUCCAGAUAUCCUCGAAGACAGAGAAAUAAUACUGUCGGUGAUUCAGAUCAGAACGACUCUAAAAUCAAUACUACCGCGGUUAGCUCACUGACCACCAGGCACAGUGCUCGUAAAGCAAGUAAAUUAAAUGAUUCAGAUAAGAAAGAAAACACUCAAAAUAAAGUUACUACAAGAGCAAGAAGCAGAAGAAAACUAGAUCUACCAUUAGAAAAUAAGGAGACUGGUUGCUCGGGGCUGCAAUUAAAUGAUUCAAGUGAGCAGAUUAGUUCUAGUGCCGCAUUAAACAUGGCAAGCCCUGCUAAAAGAGGUAAGAAAAAUUUGUCAGUGAGAUGUCUCCGAAGUAGGAGAUGUAGGGAUAAAAAUGGACAAGAGUUACAUUCUACCAGUGAAAAAAGUGACAAAAAAGAUGAAGACAUUGCACAGAGUUCUGUCGUACACUCAUCUACACCGGGAUGUGUGAGUCGUGUAAAAAAAUCUAUGGACAAAACUGGACAGUCGUUAAGGAGAGACUCUCUAAGAGACAAAAGUGGUUUUGCUGCGUGUUUCUCAGACAGUGACAGUGACAGUGAACCUUUGAAACAACGAAAGUUCUUCUGUUAGCAUUUAAUGGACAUUAUAAAUAGCUUAAUAGCUUUGAGCGAAUAUAAUCAAUAUUGGAAAUUUCCUCUAGUAGCUGUUUUAGGCGCGUGCCACUCAUCUUAUAACAUAUUCGAUUCGUCGGCAGUCGUAUGCUCUCAUUGUGCCCACAUUAGUGCCCACUUUACAUAGAUAAUGAUAAAUUUUCAAAUAGCUCAUAGAUAAUAAAUUGCAUAUUUGCAAUAUUUGCGAGUAAUGCAUCAAAACAAAAAUAUUUAGAGUGGCAUAAUAUGUAAUAUAACACAUACUUGUGAUGUUAUCAUUGUAUUUGUAAUAAUAAGCUUGCUUGAGAUUACUAGGUACUUGUCUGGCGAAAACAGUGCUGAAUAAAAAAAAAAUAGACUUUGAUGGCAUGGUUAAUUUAUUGUAUUCAGAGGAUGUGAUUGUACACAUGCCGAAUGUGACACGAAUGAAAUUUGUGUAUGAUAUUUGUAUUAUAAAGUGCCAUUUUAUGAAAUAUAAUUCAAUUGAUGUAUCUUCAUUUUUCCAUGACUACGUCUCUUGUUAUGUGUUAGUUAAGAUUUUAAUUUAGAGUAACUAUAUUGCACUCUAUUGUUUAUUUUGUAUUAAAUUUUUGUGUAAUAAAUACA
This is a messenger RNA of Melitaea cinxia (Glanville fritillary), 2838 nucleotides long. RefSeq lists its product as uncharacterized. The transcript has 2 exons. The record is from RefSeq and is a predicted model, not a curated record. Lineage: Eukaryota; Metazoa; Arthropoda; Insecta; Lepidoptera; Nymphalidae. The coding region runs from base 473 to 2212 and encodes 579 amino acids.